AACGACAAGGCCAAAUUCCCCUAACUCUUCUUUUUUCCUUUUCCUUUUCCUUUUUUUCCCCUUCUCUUUCUGUAACUUUUUAUUCCGUUAAACUUUUUCUGAUCAAUGUCGGGAAACUGCUUUGCUUCAAAUUCCUUACCUUUCGAAGUCAUCGGAUUCGGGUCACCCAAUAGUCAAAUAGUUUACGCCACAAAUUUCUGUGUCGAAAGAUCGCGUCUUGAUUGAUUGUUUGUUACUUCUCCAUCAGGAAUGGGAGAAUCGACUCUUGUCGAAGAUGGUUACUUCAAGGCGAAUAAUAACGAUCGCUAUUUUUCUUCUUCUUCUUCUACUGCUGGUUCGCAGAGACAUGUUAGCUACAGCUGUGGUACGUGUGGGUAUGAGCUAAACCUAAGCUCUUCGAAUCGGAACACCUCAACUAUUGGUUCUAAAUAUGGAAAGUCUAUAAAGCGUGGCAUAAUCUCAUUUGUCUACAUUGACGAGAGCAGGUUUACCCUGGUGGAUGAGCUUCAAUGCAUACCCUACUUUUCCAAGAACUCUUGGGGUUUCUUCCGUCGGAGAACCAAGCUUCUUUGCCGCAAAUGUGGUAAUCAUAUUGGAACAGUUUAUAAAGAUAAAACUUCAGCUUAUCCACUUGUAUCGAAUGUAUCAGGUUCAUCUCCAAGCAACGAUGUUUCAAAUUCAUCACCAGGCAACGAUGUUUCAAGUUGUAGACAGUAUGAUAUCAGAAUCCGUUCAUUGCAGCCUUCGUCUUCUCAGAGUUCCGGCAUUCCGCUUUACUUGUGAUGUGCUGCAUAGUAAGAUUAUUAAGCUAUUUA
Molecule: messenger RNA, 815 nt
Organism: Tripterygium wilfordii
Lineage: Eukaryota; Viridiplantae; Streptophyta; Magnoliopsida; Celastrales; Celastraceae
Exons: 3
Coding region: 250-783 (177 amino acids)
Source: RefSeq, a predicted model, not a curated record